AUAGUUUUGAGUUUACUUAUGCGGUCCAUUGGAAACAAAAAUACCAUCUUCCUGGGUCUAGGAUUUCAGAUACUACAACUUGCCUGGUAUGGCUUUGGAUCAGAACCAUGGAUGAUGUGGGCAGCUGGAGCUGUUGCAGCCAUGUCCAGUAUUACUUUCCCAGCUGUAAGCGCACUGGUUUCACGAACUGCUGAUGCUGACCAGCAGGGUGUUGUUCAAGGGAUGAUAACAGGAAUUCGAGGACUGUGUAAUGGUUUGGGACCAGCACUUUAUGGUUUUAUAUUCUAUAUAUUUCAUGUUGAACUGAAUGAACUCCCCAUGCCUGAAUCACCAUCAGGAGGUGGUGUGGUCACACAGUACCAUUUACAACAGAAUUCUAUAAUUCCUGGACCCCCCUUCUUAUUUGGAGCAUGCUCUGUGCUGUUGGCACUACUUGUUGCCUUGUUCAUUCCUGAACACACAAACCUGAACGUACGAUCCAGCAACUGGAAGAAACACUGUGGCAGCCAUGGCCAUCCCCACAGUCCCCAAGCUCCUGGUGAGGCUAAAGAACCGUUAUUGCAAGAUACAAAUGUAUGACAAAAA
Messenger RNA from Pterocles gutturalis (yellow-throated sandgrouse), 585 nucleotides. RefSeq names its product hippocampus abundant transcript 1 protein-like. Lineage: Eukaryota; Metazoa; Chordata; Aves; Pterocliformes; Pteroclidae. The transcript has 4 exons. The annotation marks the transcript as partial. The record is from RefSeq and is a predicted model, not a curated record.